Messenger RNA from Oppia nitens, 3942 nucleotides. It is a transcript of the gene Taf2, whose product is annotated as transcription initiation factor TFIID subunit 2-like. Bases 184 to 3927 code for a protein of 1247 amino acids. The record is from RefSeq and is a predicted model, not a curated record. Gene Ontology annotation, cellular component: transcription factor TFIID complex. The transcript is spliced from 8 exons. Gene Ontology annotation, biological process: transcription initiation at RNA polymerase II promoter. NCBI's taxonomy places the organism in Eukaryota, Metazoa, Arthropoda, Arachnida, Sarcoptiformes, Oppiidae. Gene Ontology annotation, molecular function: RNA polymerase II general transcription initiation factor activity; transcription cis-regulatory region binding; metallopeptidase activity.
AAUGUUUGAAAUUUUUUUAUGAAUGCUUUUCUCACUGUUUUUAUUGUUAUUAUUAUUAUUAUUGACUGAUAGAGAUAUCCUAUGUCUGCAACCAAUUGAUCCGAUCAUUAUUGACGGCCCAAUUGGUGGCCGUUGAUAUCAUAUUGUGAUUUUGUCGUACACCACGACCACCAAUCCGUAAUCAUGAAUAAACGGGAGAACAAAGCCGAAAGUCGCCGACACUUUAAACUGAGUCAUCAAAAUGUUUGCAUAACUCAAAUCAAUUUCCAGAAGGAGUCGUAUGUCGGUUUUGUCGAAAUGCAAUUAGUUUCCCAAAGAGAUGAGCUCAAGAAGAUCAAAGUGAAUGCCAAACAAUUACGAAUAUAUCGGGUCUCAAUCCUAUACGCCGACAAUCUUAUCAAAGACUGUCUGUUUACAUACUCUGAUCCCACACUAGACAUCAUCCAAACGGAUACCAAACGAAAUCUGGACGUCUUUUCGAGUACACACUUAACAGUAGCUCAGAGUGUGGAUCCGGAUCGUGGAAAUGGCGAACUGAUUAUCGAAGUACCCGACGAUAUACCGGAAAUUGUUACGGCCGUUAAGGAGCGUACAGUUAUUAGACUACAUAUUGAGUUUUCAGUUGAACGACCACAAGGAGGCGUCCAGUUUGUUGUACCGCAAGGCGAUGGAAGUUUGGCCGAAAGAGGUGCCCAUAUGUUUACCUAUAGAUACGAAAACUCUAACCGUCUAUGGUUUCCGUGUGUCGAUUCCUACAGCGAAGUCUGUACGUGGAGAAUGGACUUUACUGUCGACCUAAACAUGGUUGCCGUCUCGUGUGGCGAUUUGGUCGAAACAGUCUACACUGCGGAUAACAAAAAGAAGACCUAUCACUACAAUCUGUCGACACCUACCUGUGCGCCGAACAUUGCAUUGGCUGUCGGACCGUUCGAGAUAAUGGUCGAUCCAUAUAUGCACGAAGUAACACAUUUUUGUUUACCACAUCUACUGCCACUAUUACGUGAUACUUGUGUCUUCCUUCACGAAGUUUUCGAGUUCUACGAAGAACUACUGUCCAGUCGUUAUCCAUACUCUUGCUAUAAACAAGUGUUUGUCGACGAAGCCUACGAAAACUCCCAGUCGUACGCAACGAUGACUAUAUUUUCGACAAAUCUAUUACAUUCAAGACAUAUCAUCGAUCAGACAUAUCUAUCCCGUCGUAUACUAUCGCACGCUAUUGCCGAACAAUUUUUCGGUUGUUUCAUAACAAUGCAAUCGUGGGCCGACUCGUGGCUUACACGCGGUAUUUCACUGUUUGUGUCCGCACAGUACUAUAAGAAAGCUUUCGGUAACAAUGAAUAUCGAUUUGAUUUGCAAAAACAUUUGCAGGAUAUCAUUAAAUAUGAAGAAAAAUACAGAGGCGUUGUAUUAGAUCCGUCACAAUUGCCUACAAACGAAACCAAUGCCUUCUACUUUGCCAUUAAACACUUGCAUACGAUAUCACCGCUCUAUGAUAAGGCACACAAAAAGAAAAGCUAUUUAGUUAUCCGAAUGCUUGAAAACUAUUUGGGUCGCGAACUACUUCUACAAGUCUUCAACAAACUCUUGUCGCUGGCCAUCAAUGCUGGACCGCAAAAAUUUUCGGCCAAUGUUUGGUUUAAUUUUAUGAUAUCGACAAAUAGUUUUGUUUGGGCCAUAUCUACUGUUACCGGUAAAAAUAUCGAUACCUUUUUGAAUCAAUGGGUCUAUGAAGGCGGUCACGCAAAGUUUCAUUCGUCAUUUGUUUUCAAUCGCAAAAGAAAUGCCAUCGAAUUCGAGAUCAAACAGAUGGACACUCAGGCGACAGGAAUCAAGAGAUAUGUGGGACCACUUUUGGUUACUGUCCAAGAACUGGAUGGAACAUUUAAAUACACGGUUCAAAUUGAAGAUAACAAUGUCAAACAUGAUCUGACCUGUCAUUCAAAAAGUAGACGAAACAAGAAAAAGAAGAUACCGUUGUGUACCGGUGAAGAAGUGGAUAUGGAUUUGUCUGGAAUGGAUCAGGAUUCGCCAGUUUUAUGGCUACGAAUUGAUCCGGAAAUGCAAUUGCUUCGCGAAGUAGUACUGGAACAGCCAGACUAUCAAUGGCAAUAUCAGUUAAGAUAUGAAAGGGAUGUUAUGGCACAAAUAGAUGCACUCAGAAUAUUGGAUAAAUAUAGUAAUCCUCACACACGCAAUGCACUCACAGAUAUUAUAAACAACGAACAGUGCUUCUAUAGAGUCAGAUGUGCGGCAACUCUCUGUCUAAGAAAAGUGGCCAACAAUAUGGCCAGUACUUGGACUGGUCCACCAGCUAUGCUGACAAUAUUUCGAAAGAUUUUCGGAUCUCAUUCGUGUCCACACAUUAUAAAGUUGAAUAACUUUUCAAAAUUUCAACAUUAUUUCCUACAAAAAGCUAUGACGCUAUCGAUGGCUGGACUGCGAAAUAUACUCGGAAUUUGUCCACAAGAAGUACUGAAAUUCUUAAAAGAUUUACUCAAAUACAACGAUAAUAGCAAAAACAAAUUCUCGGAUAACUAUUACAGAGCCUCACUAAUUGAUGCCAUUAGCGAAACUGUUACACCAAUAGUUACGGCUGUAAUUGAUCCGACAGGUAAACAGAUAACACCCGACGCUUUGUCUGCAGAAACCAAAUGGAUAUUAGAAGAGAUAACCCGUUAUCUGAAUUUAGAAAAACUAUUGCCAUGUUAUAAGUAUACCGUUUCCGUUAGUUGUUUGCGUGCAAUUAGACAUCUUCAGCGAAUGGGUCAUUUGCCCAGCAAUUCAAUGUUCUUCAGGGAGUACGCCGUCAGCGGUUUGUUUAUCGAUGUCCGGAAAGCAGCCCUCAAAGCAUUGAUCGACAUAACAAAAGCCGAAAUGAGAAAAGACGACUUAGAUUUUCUAUUGGAUUUAGUCGAAAAUGAAUCCAUUAGUGACAUCAGAUUAUUUAUUUUGAAACAAUUGGUCAAAAAUCCGCCAUUCGAGCGAAACCAACCGAAUAUAUUGAAUACCGAAAAUCUGGUCAAUCGAUUGUGGCGUCUAAUGAAUACGCAAUUAUCGUACAAUUCAAGACUUCGGUGCGCUGUUGUUGAUCUCUAUUACACUCUUUAUGGAAGAGGACGACCUUCUUGUUUGCCGAAACCUGAAUUUUCAGUUGUUCUUAAUCUUAAAGAGAAGAAAGUUAGUACAUCAUUGGUAUCAGAUGACGAUAUAGUUAUGACACAAGAACCACAAAAGGAGACAUUGAAAAAAGAUAUUGAAAUGGAAGAUACGGUAAUGAAAGAACCGGACGAUUCAUUCAAUGAUAUAUCGAUGUCCACCACUACUACUGCUAAUAAUACGCAAAGAACUUUUGAUGAAAUUAUGAACGACACAUCACUUAUUCAUGAUAAUCAUGAAAGAAGUUCUGAAAUCAUUGAUGAAAGUAUAUUAUCGCCGAAAGACGAUGAAGAAGACGUUCCUGAAGAACAAAAGGAAGAACAACCAAUUGUUGAACGAAACGAUGUGGUGUUGGAUGAAGAAGAACCGAAAGCACCGGAAGAGAUGGAUGUGUCGUCAGAAGAGCCGAUUGUACAGCAGGUUCAGCCACAGCUAUCACCACCACAACAACCGGUAGUGGCGCCUAAAGUUGUUACAACAUUGUCUCUGACUAAUAUCACCUCAUUGGCCACCACUGGCCAGGAAUCGAAAGAUAAGGACAAAUCCAAGAAAGACAAAGAGGAUGGCAGUGGAGGUCAUACGUCAAAACCGCACAAAGACAAGAAAAAGAAGAAGAAAAAACAUAAACAUAAGGAACACAAAGAAAAACAUAAACACAAACAUAAAGACAAAGAUAAAGAUAAGGAUAAAGACCGGGAUAGACAUCAUUCGCACGAAAGGACAGGUAGUUCUGGUGGAAGUAAUAACGCCUCUCCUGUUAAACACAUUUAGGAGUUUAUAUAAAAA